Molecule: messenger RNA, 1005 nt
Organism: Yamadazyma tenuis ATCC 10573
Lineage: Eukaryota; Fungi; Ascomycota; Pichiomycetes; Serinales; Debaryomycetaceae
Product: Gfo/Idh/MocA family protein
Molecular function (GO): nucleotide binding
Source: RefSeq, a predicted model, not a curated record
AUGGCACGUUGGGGGAUUGUUGGUUUAGGAGAAUUCGCUCAAAAAUGGGCUAAAGAUGUGUUUGAAAACUAUAAACUUGAACAAAAUGCCCCUGAACAAGUAUUGGUGGCGGUGGUCUCCACCAGUAGCUUAGCUAAAGCUGAUCAAUUUGUCCGGGACUUAAAGUUGAAUCAAGACACCUCAGUUUCUACUUUUGAUGAUUAUAAUCAAUUCUUAGAAGCUGACAUUGAUGUGGUUUAUGUGGCCGCCCCAAAUUCAGCUCAUUUUUCCCUUGCUAAAUCUGCUAUUGAUGCUGGAAAACACGUAUUGUUAGAGAAAACUUUCACCACCAGCCAUGAAGAAGCAGUGAUCUUGCAAAAAAGUGCAAGGAAGAACAAUGUGUUCCUUCUUGAAGCGGUUUGGACUCGAUUCCUUCCUUCAACCAAAAAGAUCUGGGACUUAGUGGACCAAAAAACCAUUGGAGAUAUAAUUCAAGUCUCAGCUGAUCUCUCACAUUUGGUGCCCUAUGAGCCACAACAAAGGCUCUUCAACCCUGACUUAGGUGGUGGAGUGCUUUUCGAUAGUAUCAUUUAUUCUAUUACUUGGACAUUUGGGUUAUUACGUUCCAAGUCCAGUAAUUAUACCACCACUGGGCUUACUGUUGCUCUGAAAUCGGGGGUAGAUGGAGGGGCUACUGUUGUUUUGGCAUUCCCAGAUUUGGGAGCAUUUGGUAUUGCUACUGGAAGCUUUUACGGAGAAUCUCCUCCAUAUGCUGUGACAAUUCAAGGUAGCAAAGGAACUAUCUAUGUAGACAGAGCAUCGCGGCCUUCUAAGGCCAUAGUUCAUGUCCAUGGCGAGUCCGAACGGGAGCUUGAUUUAAACUUUGAAGGGUUGGGAUACUUUUACGAAGCUAACGAAGUUGCUAGAGCCAUUAAACGUGGUGAUUUAGAGACGGAACUUUAUCCAGUAGAUCAAUCUGUAGAGAUAGUCAAGAUUCUUGAAGAAAUUAGAAAUAAAUCAGUUUAG